Messenger RNA from Lottia gigantea (owl limpet), 909 nucleotides. RefSeq lists its product as hypothetical. Gene Ontology annotation, molecular function: ribosome binding; ubiquitin protein ligase activity. Lineage: Eukaryota; Metazoa; Mollusca; Gastropoda; Lottiidae. The transcript is spliced from 4 exons. The record is from RefSeq and is a predicted model, not a curated record. Gene Ontology annotation, biological process: protein ubiquitination; rescue of stalled cytosolic ribosome. The coding region runs from base 1 to 909 and encodes 302 amino acids.
AUGGAACGAUCCCAAAGCGUUGAAGUUUGUACCGUUUGCCAUGAACACAUGGAUAUUUUGGCCAUUGGUGCUUGUAAUCAUCCAAUUUGUUACAGGUGUUCCAGCAGAAUGAGAAUUCUCUGUGAACAGAUGUACUGUCCUAUUUGUCGAGGACAUCUUCAAAAGGUUUUAUUUGUGAAACAGUAUGAUAAGUUUGAGAAAGUGAACACUGAGAAUUUUAAGGAGGAGAUUAAAUUUAUUUAUUUAGAAAGUGAAGAUGUAGAGAAGGCUUUUAAACAGUUAUUGACCAUCCAGUGUAAAAAAUGUCCGAACAGACCAGCUGAUAAGUCUAUUGAUAGUUUGCGAGAUCAUCUGAGAAAGGAACACACGCUAUUCUUAUGUGAUCUUUGUCUCAAUCAUUUAAAUAUAUUUCCAUUCGAGAGAAAGUUUUACAAUCGUAAAGAUUUAGCAACGCAUCGUCGAGUUGGAGACGCUGAUGACAAAUCGUAUAAAGGUCAUCCAUUAUGUGUGUUUUGUGAUGAACGUUACAUGGAUAAUGAUGAAUUGUUAAGACAUCUACGUAAAGAUCAUUAUUUCUGUCAUAUUUGUGAUGCGGAUGGGUCAAAUGACUAUUAUAAUGAUUAUCCAGACCUCAAAACCCAUUUCCGUGAUUCUCAUUACCUGUGUGAAGAAGAGGAUUGUGGGAAUCCAACCACUCAGUUCACAAACGCGUUUCGUAAUAGUAUAGACUUCAAGGCUCACAAAGCUUCUCACCAUACUAAAGGCAUGUCUAAGUCACAGAUACGUGAAGCUAGUCGUUUGGAGAUAGAAAUUCAACUCCCACCUAGACGACAGGGCAGAGAUAGAGGUAACUCUUACCUAUUUUUCAUAUUGGUGUUCCUUGGGCCUUAUUUAAAGUUGAAUAUUUAA